CAGAGAACGUGCGUAUUUUAAAAACAAGACAACGGUCACACUGCUGUACCAAUAACAAAGAACUCGUUUUUUCUACAAGUAACGGCCAGUUAAUAGCUCUAACUAACUAACCAGACCGAUUAGGGAUCUCGCAAAAAAUGUCGGUCAGAAGAGCAACCCAUGCAGGCAGCUGGUACACGGACUCGGGCGCCGAGCUCUCCGGGCAGUUGGAUCGUUGGCUGGGUGCCGCCGAUUUGUCCCAUGGACCGGCUCGUGCCAUCAUUGCUCCACAUGCUGGAUAUACGUACUGUGGAGCCUGCGCUGCCUUCGCCUAUCGCCAAGUUAGCCCAGUUGUCGUCAAGCGAAUCUUCAUACUGGGUCCCUCGCAUCAUGUGCGUCUGCGUGUCUGCGCCUUAUCCGCGGCGAAGAAGUACAAGACGCCCCUCUAUGAUCUCAAAAUCGAUUCUCAGAUCAACGCUGAGCUUGAGAAGACUGGAGAGUUUACUUGGAUGAGCAUGAAGACUGACGAGGAUGAACACUCCAUCGAGAUGCAUUUGCCCUACAUUGCCAAAGUGAUGGAGGACUACAAGGAUCAGUUCACCAUUGUGCCUAUUCUGGUGGGUUCGCUCAAUCCCGAACAGGAGGCGCAGUACGGCAGCCUGCUGGCCCCGUAUCUGAUGGACCCCACCAAUCUGUUUGUGAUAUCUUCCGACUUCUGCCACUGGGGCCAUCGCUUCAGCUACACCUACUAUGACAGCACCUGCGGAGCGAUUCACAAGUCCAUCGAGAAGCUGGACAAGCAGGGCAUGGACAUCAUCGAGUCGCUCAGUCCGCACUCCUUCACCGAGUACUUGCGCAAGUACAAUAAUACGAUAUGCGGACGCCAUCCCAUCGGAGUGAUGCUGGGCGCUGUGAAGGCGCUGCAGGAUCAGGGCUACGACAAGAUGAGUUUCAAGUUCCUCAAGUAUGCCCAGAGCAGCCAGUGUCAGGACAUUGAUGACUCCAGCGUCAGCUACGCCUCCGGAUCCCUCGUCUUCGAGAUGUGAACUCACUCAAGUAUUUUAGCCACUCGACGGCAUCUAAUUAUUGCUAUUUAAACGUAACGUUUUUAUAUUUACUAGCAUCAAAUUGAAAAUUUAACAAUAAAUCCAAAAUCUCCAACCGGUUUUAAAUUA
Molecule: messenger RNA, 1154 nt
Organism: Drosophila simulans
Lineage: Eukaryota; Metazoa; Arthropoda; Insecta; Diptera; Drosophilidae
Product: protein MEMO1
Exons: 6
Coding region: 138-1025 (295 amino acids)
Source: RefSeq, a predicted model, not a curated record